Penaeus indicus is the source of this 2407-nucleotide messenger RNA. Its product is annotated as doublesex- and mab-3-related transcription factor 1-like. Gene Ontology annotation, cellular component: nucleus. Gene Ontology annotation, molecular function: RNA polymerase II cis-regulatory region sequence-specific DNA binding; DNA-binding transcription factor activity, RNA polymerase II-specific. The coding region runs from base 9 to 809 and encodes 266 amino acids. Gene Ontology annotation, biological process: sex differentiation; regulation of transcription by RNA polymerase II. The transcript is spliced from 2 exons. The record is from RefSeq and is a predicted model, not a curated record. NCBI's taxonomy places the organism in Eukaryota, Metazoa, Arthropoda, Malacostraca, Decapoda, Penaeidae.
GAUUCAUAAUGGCAAUGGCUCCAAAAAAGAAGUUUGACUUCUUCAACGGCGGACGGGGUGUAAACAUGAAAGACUCCUUCGCUGAGGGUUGCGAAGGAAGCCUCGGAGCCCCGCCCAGUAAAGAAAUGUUUGUGGACUACUAUUCCUUUGGAGACAGUAAUCGCUAUGCAAGUCCUGCAAUGUACGUCCCGCCGUGCAGUCCCCCGCCCCCACCGCACUUCAUCGCCGACUACACCCUGAAUCCCCCGGCGGGCAGCCAGAGUCCGACAACCUACUGCGACCAAGCCCCGCCGGAUUUCCAGAGCCCAAGUAGUUUGGCUGCACACAACCCAGGGGAGAUGGGUAAGCCGGGCGCCGUCAACGCUGAGGGAGUUUGUUGGGGAAACAGCACAGCCGAAGAAGAGGACACGAAGAAAAAGAAAAAAAGGCAACAGCGGUGCCGACUGUGUGCCAAUCACGGCAUAUAUGUGGAGGUGAAGGGACACAAGUGGUACUGCCCUUACAGAGACCAACACAACUGUGAGAAGUGUGAAAUCACGCGGAAGAGGCAAUACUAUAUGGCAGAGCAGCAGAAAUUAACGAGGGAGCAACAGCAACAACUUCAGGCCCAGCGAGGAGGGGGUGUGCCCAGUAGCCCUCCUAGCCUUGUCGCCAAGCUGCCCUCUGACAUUGCCAUUCCGCAAGGACCCAAUACCAAACCCCGUGACUUCCCUCGUUUAGACGAAUUGAUUCAGGAAACUGCCAACAUUAUUAAUGAAGAAUUGUUUGAAGAAAUAAACCAGGUCGUUCGGCCACGAACCCAUCAGUGACAUAUCCUGCUUCUAGGAUCAGAAAGUACAUUGUUUCAACCAAGGAAGCACAAUGUAAAGUUUGUUGGUCGAAGAGUAAUAAGUGAUAUCGUGAAAAAGCAUCGAAUAUGUUAAAAUUAUCUAUAAAGCUUACUGACAAUACCCGAUUAGACAAAAUAAAUUCUAGAAAAGUACUGUGAAUAAUGCGAAGCUUCGUUUUGACAUGAUAGUCUGUUGCUCAUCUUGCAUCGCAUACUGAAAGGGCAGCAUGUUUCAACCCUCUCAUCACCACUGUAACAUUAAACUUUCACUUUCCAUUCCUUCGGGAUAUUAACGGCGAGAAGCAAUGAUUAUUUUCAAUCUUUGUCCUUUAAAGGUUAAGCUUUGUCCCUUUGUAUGUGAUAUUACAAACAUGGGAACUUCUACAUCUUCAUAAUAUAGGGAUGGUGCUGCCUUAAUUGGUUUGGCAUGGUGGCUGAAAUACAGGGAUAAAGCGACUGACCUUUAGCUGUAAGGUACAUAAAUAUGUUACGAAACUGGCUGUGUUAUAUUGUGAGAAAAUGUUAUUAGAGUGAAAGAUGAAUAUGAAAGGGAUAAAUAAUUUAUCUACAAAUAUAGAAAUGACGUGGUGCCAGGGUAUAGAGGUCCGGUAUGCCGGCAGAUUUCGGAGAUUUAAAUGUAAUGCUACCUCAUUCCCUACUGUAGGAGAAAUUCGAAAGCACACCAAGGAUCCACAGCGCCAGAAGCUUCAGAUUCAUUUCAGCGCGAGCAAGUAACCAGGCUGUUUAUUAUUUCCACGGCAUUAAAUAGGUUGAUUUUACUAAUGUCUUCACUUAAAGUGGGUGUUAUUUUAUUUGCAAAAGUAUCUUGAAAAUGAGAAUGGAUAUUUAGUUUCUUUUUCUUCUUCUUUGCGGGGGGUUAUGUGCCAUUGUAAGUAAAGAUUUGUUCUUUCUUUUUUUUACUGUAACGGAAAACGGCGGUAGAAUAAAGACCGAUCUCGAGCUUAUUUUAGGCCAUGCGUAGUUGAAAUGUUUGAUAUAUUUAGUACUUAAAAUGAUAAAAUUUUGCGUGCAAAAUGUGUUGAUGCUUUACUCUUGUAAGUAACCAUAUCCCGAUGUUAUUCAAGACAAAUUAUCCCAUGCUCUGACACAGCACCUAGCACUGCUUUAUUGAGUCAUUAGCAUAUGUAGUAUGAUCAUAUCUAGUGCUUCGUAUGUGCAUUACGUCUGUGUUAAAUCGUUUCUGAAUAUUCAUGAUGUUGAUCUCGAUCUUUCAAGCUGUGAUGAUUAGUGCAUUUCUGUCUGGCCUUACUCUUUAUAAUACAGAUGCAAAUGCUUGAAAAUGGCUUCGUAGUCAUUAAGCAUCGCCCUGUUUUCAUCAGUUAGAUGUAGUGACGACGUUCUCUGUGAUACUUGUUCGUAGCAUCGUUUCCUUUUUGGGAACGUUGUCGUGGUGGAGACUGUGCUUGCUUGGGUGAUGCAGAUUAACAGUAGAGAAUGGGUGAUGCUUGAAUUAGUCCGUGCUUGCAUUUUGUGCAUGUUCCCGUUCGGUAUUAGAAUAGUGUUUGUUUCCAAGGCCAUCGAAGAGAUAUGCAGUAGGGAAUAAUGUUAUGUUUUAAG